UUAUAUUUUAGGCUACAAAUGUGAAGACCAUAAUAUUGAAGAACAUUGUCAAAGUUCUAGAAGACAUGGAAGGUACGAAAAAAGUCAUAAUGAAGAGAAACCUUAUGAAGUUAUUCAAUAUGGUGAAGCCUUUGCACAUCACAGUAGUCUCCAAAUAUAUAAAAGAACACAUAAUGGAAUGAAACCCUACAAAUGUCAGCAAUGUGAUAAAGCCUUUUCACAACACAGUCGUCUCCAAAGACAUAAAAGAACACAUACUAGAGGGAAACCCUACAAAUGUAAUCACUGUGGUAAAGCCUUUGCACAUCCCAGUAGUCUCCAAAGGCAUGACAAAAUUCAUACUGGAGAGAAACCUUACAAAUGUACUCAGUGCGAUAAAGCAUUUUUACAACACCAUAGUCUCCAAAUACAUGAAAGAACACACACUGGAGAGAAACCCUAUGAAUGUAACCAAUGUGGAAAAGCCUUUGCAUGUCACACUACUCUCCAAAUACAUAAAAGAACACAUACUGGAGAGAAACCAUAUGAAUGUAACCAAUGUGAUAAAGCCUUUUCACAAUACAGUCAUCUCCAAAGACAUAAAAGAACACAUACUGGAGAGAAACCGUAUGAAUGUAAGCAAUGUGGGAAAGCCUUUGCACGUGACAGUCAUCUUCAAAGGCAUGAAAGAAUUCACACUGGAGAGAAACCCUAUGACGAGAAACCCCAUGAAUGUAAGCAAUGUGGUAAAGCCUUUGCGUAUAAUGCUCUUCUUCAAAUACAUAAAAGAACACAUACUGGAGAGAAACCCUAUGGAUGUAAUCAGUGUGGUAAAGCCUUUUCACAACUUAGUAAUCUUCAAAUACAUAAAAGAAUACAUACUAGAGAGAAACCCUAUGAGUGUAACCACUGUGGUAAAGCCUUUGCAUAUAACCCUCAGUUUCAAAUGCAUAAAAGAACACAUACUGAAGAGAAACCCCAUGAAUGUAAUCACUGUGGUAAAGUCUUUGCACAUCGCAGUGAUCUUCAAAGGCAUGACAAAAUUCAUACUGGAGAGAAACCUUAA
Messenger RNA from Acomys russatus (golden spiny mouse), 1045 nucleotides. RefSeq names its product zinc finger protein 431-like. The transcript is spliced from 3 exons. The record is from RefSeq and is a predicted model, not a curated record. The coding region runs from base 179 to 1045 and encodes 288 amino acids. Lineage: Eukaryota; Metazoa; Chordata; Mammalia; Rodentia; Muridae.